AUUCUCUCUCUCUAUCACUCUCUCACUCUACAAUUUGUGUCACUCUCCAACUCUCUCUCUCUCUUUCUCUCACUUGGUUUCUCUCUCUAAAAUCUCGGGUUUCUUUUAAGACUCUCUUUCUACAGUCACGCCGUUGAAACGGCUCCAUUUUAGGGUUUUCGCUUCUCAAAGUGGAUCAAGACCUGUGUGAAGAAAUCUCUGCAGCGGUGAAUUUUCGAAGGUAAAAGAGGGAUUUCUUGAUAAACCGAUCUGGCAAAUGGAUCCCUCUGAGCUAAACGGUAGUGAGGCAGAGCUAAAUGGUAAUGGGGCGGAGCUAAAUGGUAACGGGGCGGAGCUGAAUGGUAAUGGGGCGGCAGAAGGUAAUGGAGGUUCAGAAGAAGCACUGCCUCCUCCUCCACCUAUCCCCCCAAACGUUACUCCAAUAAAAGCCGAGCCAGAAGUGAAAAAGAUCACCCGUGUUCCAAUGGCUAGACGAGGCCUUGGAACCAAAGGAAACAAAGUUCCGAUUCUGACCAAUCACUUCAAAGUGAAUGUCAACAGUGUUGAUGGCUACUUCUUCCAUUACAGUGUUGCCCUUGCAUAUGAAGAUGGCCGCCCUGUUGAUGGCAAGGGCAUUGGUCGGAAAGUGCUCGACAGAGUUCACGAGACGUACGAUUCUGAGUUGGCUGGCAAAGAGUUUGCUUAUGAUGGGGAGAAGAGUUUGUUCACUGUGGGCCCGCUUCCGAGGAAUAAACUCGAGUUCACUGUUGUUCUUGAGGACGUUACCUCGAGCAGGAACAAUGGAAAUGCGAGUCCAGGUUCUGAAAAUCCCAACGACAGUGACAGGAAAAGGCUGAGGCGACCGUACCAGUCUAAAACUUUCCAAGUCGAGAUCAGCUUUGCUGCAAAGAUUCCCAUGCAGGCAAUUGCCAACGCGUUACGCGGACAAGAAUCUGAAAACUCUCAAGAGGCUUUACGUGUUCUUGAUAUCAUACUAAGGCAACAUGCAGCAAAGCAGGGUUGUUUGUUGGUUCGCCAGUCGUUUUUCCACAACGACCCGAAGAAUUUCUCUGAUGUUGGAGGUGGGGUCCUCGGCUGCCGAGGCUUCCACUCGAGUUUUAGGACAACCCAGAGUGGAUUGUCUUUGAACAUUGAUGUAUCUACAACAAUGAUAAUCCAGCCUGGUGAUGUAGCGAACUUCCUUGUUGCUAACCAAAAUUGCAGGGACCCCUUUUCGGUCGAUUGGGCAAAGGCUAAACGAACGCUGAAGAAUUUGAGGAUCACCGUAAGUCCGACUAACCAGGAGUUCAAAAUAACUGGUCUAAGCGAGAAGUCUUGCAGAGAGCAAACUUUCACAUUGAAGCAGAAAAGCAAGGAUGGCGAUGGUGAAUUUCAAACAACAGAAGUGACUGUGUACGACUACUUUGUGAACCAGCGGAACAUCGACUUGCGAUUCUCUGCUGACUUACCAUGCAUUAAUGUCGGAAAGCCAAAGCGCCCGACUUACUUCCCAGUCGAGCUAUGCUCUCUUGUGUCACUGCAACGCUACACGAAAGCUCUAUCUACACUUCAAAGAGCUUCAUUGGUCGAGAAAUCACGCCAAAAGCCACAAGAAAGGAUGUCUGUUCUGAGCAAUGCUUUGAAAAUCAACAAGUAUGAUUCAGAGCCUAUGCUUCGUGCUUGUGGUGUCUCGAUCAAUAACAACUUCACUCAGGUUGAAGGGCGUGUGCUGCCAGCCCCUAAGCUCAAAGUUGGUAAUGGAGAGGACUUGUUUGCUAGGAACGGCCGAUGGAACUUCAACAACAAGAGGUUUGUUAAUGCGUGUAAGGUUGAGCGAUGGGCUGUGGUGAACUUCUCUGCUCGUUGCGAUGUGCGUGGCCUGAUCAGAGAUUUGAUUAAAGUCGGCGAAUCGAAAGGAAUCAUUGUAGAAGAUCCGUUUGAUGUUUUCGAAGAGAAUCAGCAGUUUCGAAGAGCUCCGCCUAUGGUUAGGGUUGAGAAGAUGUUUGAAGAGGUGCAGUCCAAGCUUCCGGGCCCACCAAAAUUCCUACUCUGUUUGCUUCCCGAGCGUAAAAACUGUGCACUUUAUGGCCCGUGGAAGCGCAAAAACUUGUCCGAAUUCGGAGUUGUUACCCAAUGCCUGGCUCCACAGCGAGUUAACGAUCAGUAUCUGACAAACCUUCUGCUGAAGAUAAAUGCAAAGCUUGGUGGGUUGAACUCCGUGUUAGCUAGUGAACUUUCGCCUACAAUUCCGAUGGUGUCAAAGCUGCCGACAUUGAUUCUUGGUAUGGACGUCUCUCAUGGUUCGCCUGGACAGUCUGAUAUUCCAUCGAUUGCUGCGGUUGUUAGCUCUAGGCAAUGGCCUUCGGUUUCUCGUUACAGAGCAUGUGUUCGCACUCAAUCUCCAAAGAUGGAAAUGAUUGAUUCCCUGUUCAAACGUGUUUCCGAUUCUGAAGAUGAUGGAAUUAUGAGGGAGGCUCUGCUGGAUUUCUAUGUUAGUUCUGGGAAACGAAAGCCCGACCAAAUCAUCAUUUUCAGGGAUGGUGUGAGUGAAUCUCAAUUCAAUCAAGUCCUCAAUAUUGAACUGAGCCAAAUUAUAGAGGCUUGCAAAUUCCUUGACGAAAAAUGGAAUCCCAAGUUUGUCGUAAUCAUUGCACAGAAGAAUCACCACACUAAGUUUUUCCAGCCGAAUUCUCCCGAUAAUGUGCAGCCAGGGACUGUGAUUGAUAACAAAGUUUGUCAUCCGAGGAACAACGACUUCUACCUGUGUGCCCAUGCGGGCAUGAUCGGAACAACGAGGCCUACACAUUACCAUGUUCUGCUCGACGAGAUGGGUUUUUCUACCGAUGAUUUACAGGAGCUUGUUCACUCACUUUCUUACGUAUACCAGCGCAGCACCACUGCUAUAUCGAUUGUUGCUCCAAUCUGCUACGCGCACUUGGCAGCGACUCAGUUGGGGCAGUGGAUGAAGUUCGAAGACACAUCGGAGACUUCGUCAAGCCUUAACGGGGCCGCGCCAGGUGGCGCGCCAGCUGUACCGCCUAUGCCUAAGUUAUCGGAGAGCGUCCGCAACUCCAUGUUUUUCUGUUAAGAAAAAAAAAGAGAGGCAUUUCAUGUGGUGCUUCUUGUUAUGUUAGAAAACAAUUUAGCUUUUGACUACUAGGUUUUGUGUGUUUGACUUAUCGUUUGACUCGUGUGUUUUUAUGUGGUAAUCGAGUGCAGAACUCGUAACUUAUGUAGUAUUAGUAGUCUGCCUGCCCUAAGUAGUAGUUAACUGUGACAAGCCUCUCCCUCUGUGCAAUGUUUUUUUCUGUUUCUGGAUUUUGGUAAUCUGUUUAUUGCAUGGGAGUUAAACUCGUUGCUUGUCGAACUUUGUGCAUCGUUUGGUUUAAAUUUGUGCAUAUGUUAUUGAUAUUUCAUGUUCC
Molecule: messenger RNA, 3401 nt
Organism: Erythranthe guttata (spotted monkey flower)
Lineage: Eukaryota; Viridiplantae; Streptophyta; Magnoliopsida; Lamiales; Phrymaceae
Product: protein argonaute 4
Molecular function (GO): RNA binding; protein binding
Source: RefSeq, a predicted model, not a curated record